AUGGGCGCAAGGCAAGCCUAUUCAAUGAUCAAUUGUUUGGCCUAUGUACCAUUAUGCUUUUUUGGCAUAAUCGCCCUUUUCGUCAGAAUAAUCGCUGUUGUUGCUGUCAAUCCGGUCAUUAUCUUCAUCGGUCUUUUUAUAUGUGCUGAAACUCUUGCAAUAACACCUCCACGUCAUUAUCCUGCCUUUCUUCUAGGUUUAACACCUGUAAUAGCUGACUGGGCACGAGGAACCAUAAUUAAUGGUGUUGCAGUUGCGUACUUAAAUCUGACCUUACCGAACGUAGACUUUGCUCAGAAUGUCACUCUUCGUAUAACUGAUUUCUCCUAUCAUGGGCUUGCAAAUUUGGCUGGCGGCAGUCUUCUUCAAUGUAUUUUGAUUACGGCAAUUUUUAUGUAUAUGAUCGACCGGAAGUUCAUUCGAGGUGCCGUAUGGUCGUUUUUAGCAAGCCUCCUCUCUUUCUUUGGUUUAAUUCAUUCAUCGAACUUGGGCGUCUUGUAUAACAAAACAGAUGAUGGAUGGCGAUUCACUGUAGGCUAUGCCAUGAUGAUGCUACUCUUCAUUCUGUGUGAAAUAGCACAACGCCGAAAAUGGAUAGAAGGACCGGAAAGUGAACCUGAUGAUUUGUCGUCUGAAGAAUGGCACGAAUGGAAUCGAAUGCAGCAAUUGAAUAAAGAAAGCUAA
Molecule: messenger RNA, 684 nt
Organism: Rotaria sp. Silwood2
Lineage: Eukaryota; Metazoa; Rotifera; Eurotatoria; Philodinida; Philodinidae
Source: the annotation of a GenBank genome assembly